ACACGCUAUUGUUUUCUAUAAAUCAAAUAAAAUAAAAUAAUUUGAAUCAGUAUCCGACAGAAAUGGACCGUUUCGACCAAAAGAAAAUUACCAAGAAUUUAGCGGCAAUCAAUAAAACUAUCGAAAAGGAUGUUUUGGAAAUAACGAUCAGACUGCACGCGGAGAAAGUUCUAAGCGACAAAGCAAAGUCAGAGGUUGAAAAUGCAGAUCCCAAAAAAGGGCAACUAAGAUGCGGUUUACUGGUCAAUCAUCUUCUACGGAGUGGACCUGAUACUUACGGAGCAUUCGUCAAAGUUUUGAGAGAACGAAAAUUCAUCAAGCUAAUUGAUGCGAUGGAGAAUUCUGUACAAAAAGGACCAUGUAUUAUCAACACUAAUGAACGGGAACAGACAUUCGUUAUAUCGCAACAUAAGAAAUCCGCUAAAUUCAACGUAAGAGCUAUCGAGGAGGACGAUAGCGAUGAAAAUGGCACCAACGGUCUUCUCACCACACGAGCCAUUCGAUCUUCAAAGAGACCAACAUUCGAUAGCAUGCUCACCUUUGUCAGUCGAGUGGAAUAAACAAUCGUCAAUGCCCGGUUGUCUUCGGAAACGAUCAGAAGCCAAUGGAAUUAUUAGACUGUCAUUUGAAUCCAUGUUUAACGUUCGCCGCUAAUUAUUGAGUGCAGGACAGACUGUCGAAGUAUUUGAAAGAGAAGACAUUCUGUCCUCUUCUUUAACAUACCAAAGCAAACGUGUUAAGAAGAAAUAACAGUAUAUGUACAUAUGCUAUGUGAUUAUCAACAUCAUCGUCAUCAUUAUCAACACCAUUUUAAGCAAUAACAACAUUUAACCCAUUUAUGCCUAGC
This is a messenger RNA of Dreissena polymorpha, 847 nucleotides long. RefSeq lists its product as uncharacterized. Lineage: Eukaryota; Metazoa; Mollusca; Bivalvia; Myida; Dreissenidae. The coding region runs from base 63 to 560 and encodes 165 amino acids. The record is from RefSeq and is a predicted model, not a curated record. The transcript has 3 exons.